This is a messenger RNA of Torulaspora globosa, 870 nucleotides long. RefSeq lists its product as uncharacterized. The transcript has a single exon. The record is from RefSeq and is a predicted model, not a curated record. Bases 1 to 870 code for a protein of 289 amino acids. NCBI's taxonomy places the organism in Eukaryota, Fungi, Ascomycota, Saccharomycetes, Saccharomycetales, Saccharomycetaceae.
AUGCUUGUGGGUCGUCGUAUUGUGAGUUCAUUGAUCUUUGUACUGCCCUGCGUUUGUGCCUUCAGCGUCCUUUCGCAGAGCAAUGCGCCAACAUUGUUGAAGAGGUUGGACAGCGCUAAAGGCAGUCCCAGAGCUAUAGAGGUUCUGAGGUUGUUGGUGAAGCUUAAACACCCCGAUUCUGUGGGAUUGGGUGCGUAUGCAGCGUCCGAUGUCGUCGAUACCAUUGAGCAGAUCAUUGUGCUAUCAACACCGGGGAACAUAUCCGCUAGGUUCUUGAAUCAGGUGCGAAUCAAGAGCAACGAUGUUCUGCAGUUGAGCAGCAUCUUGAACUCGGAACUGAAUAGUCUGUCGUGGCAUUCCCGGUUACUUUUCGGCUCUCCUGUGUCAAAGAUUGUGGCCAAUUAUUUGGACUACGAGCUUCGCUCCGUACAUUUCCUCAAGGCACAGCUGGUUCGAGGCAGACAAGCAGACUUACAGCGAGAAAUUCGGCUUUGCCUUUCACGAUGUACAGCUGCUUUGAUAGCUUCUCGGUCGACUGUUUCGCUGAUGCAGGCAGCAGAUAUCUCACAGUUACAAGCUACCGUCCAGCAAACUUUCGGUAAAGCCGAAAGCCACGUUUCCCAGGACGUCGGAAGAAGUCUAGCAGUGUCAAUCACAAUGCAGAAGAAUACGACCCUUGCAGAGGACCAAAUAAAGUACUUGAGGGAAAACUUGGCGGUGAUCAUAAAGUCCGGUAUCUUCAUGGUCUUUUGUUUCACUUUCAAGUUCUACAUCUGUACCUUCGUGUUUGGAGUUCUAUUAACAAUGAGCACUGCCAUUUGGAUCGCCAUCUUUCUACAGUUGAUGGACGUUUCAUCGAACCAGCAUUAA